GGGCUUCUCCCAACCCCGCAGGGCUGAAGGGCGGAGCGCCGACAUCGGGGCCGGGGGGCUCCAAUGGCCCCACGUUCACCUACACGUUCCGCGGGGACCCCCACGCCAUGUUUGCCGAGUUCUUCGAUGGCCGGAACCCCUUCGAUACGUUCUUUGUGCAGCGCAACGGCGACGAGGAGAUGGACAUCGACGAUGCUUUCACCACCUUCCACAUGGGGGGGUUUGGCAACAUCAGCUUCCCCCGAGGCCGGGGGGGGCAGGACGGCGCGUGCCGUAAGCAGGACCCCCCCGUGCUGUACGACCUGAGGGUUUCUUUGGAGGAGAUUUACACGGGCUGCACCAAGAAGAUGAAGAUCUCUCACAAACGCCUGAAUCCCGACGGGAAGACGGUGCGCAACGAGGACAAAAUCCUGAGCAUCGAGGUGAAGCGGGGCUGGAAGGAAGGCACUAAAAUCACCUUUCCCAAAGAAGGCGAUCAGACCCCCAACAACAUCCCGGCCGACAUCGUUUUUGUCGUCAAAGACAAACCCCACAGCGUUUUCCGUCGCGAGGGCUCCGAUAUCAUCUACCCGGCCAAGAUCAGCCUGCGGGAGGCGCUGUGCGGCUGCACGGUGAACACACCGACACUGGACGGCCGCAGCAUCCCCAUGGUCUUUAAGGACGUGCUGAAACCCGGCGUCAAACGGCGCAUCCCGGGCGAGGGGCUGCCGUACCCCAAAAACCCCGAGCAGCGCGGCGACCUCAUCAUCGAGUUCGAGGUCAAAUUCCCGGACAGGAUCCCUCCCUCCUCCAAAACCAUCCUGGAGCAGAUCCUGCCUGUGUAGCGGAGCGGCUUUGGGGCUGUGGACUUUUGGGGGAGGUUUGGUUUUGAGAUUCUCUUCCUUUUUUUUUUUUCGUGGGGUCGGGGAGAGCAGGGCGGCGCUUUGAGGCGUGUGGUGGAGAGAGGCGUGCGGUGGUCGCUGCUCCCCAAAAAAUGCUCCCGGGGGUCCCCUGUGCAUCAGGUGCCGAUUUGUCACCUCCUCGCUGCCGCUGGGGAGCGCGGUGUCACCUCCUGCCUGCGUCUGCGGGGAGGGGACGGCGCUGUGACCGCCUGUGGGUGACAAAGGUGGCGCCGUCACCUUCUCUCCACCACCUCCAUCUGCUGAGGGCCAAAGUGUGACCCCCCCUCCCCCCCCCCCCCCCCCCGCUUUACUGCCAUCUCUGUGUGCUGGGACCAAAGUGUGACAUCCCUGACCCUGAGCGAGGGUGACAGGGAUGGGGCUGCGACCUCAUUACUGCUGCCUGGGGGUGACACAAAGCACGGUGUGUGUCCUCGGCGCCUCCUGUACCCAUGGGGACCUCCCAGCUUCCGUGGGGGGGCAGGGACUGCCAUGUCCCCACCAUCUCUGCCUCCUGGGGGCUGCGGUGUGACUGCCACAGCUGCCCAUGGGUGACAGGGACCACAGCGUCACCUCCUGAGCGCCUCUGAGUGUUGGGAGCACAGUGGGAGCACCACAAUGUCACCUCCUCGAGGCCAUCUCCAUCUGUUGGGACCACGGCGUGACCUGCACAACUGCUUGUGGGUGACAGAGCCCCCUGUGUCACCUCCUCAAUGCCAUCCCCCGUGUUUGGGGACCGCAGCGUGAUCUCCAUAAGCAUCUGCAGGUGACAGGGAGCACCGUGUCGCCUCCUGAUGCCCAUCUGUGUGCGCUGGGGGCCGCAGUGUGAUUCCCCACAACCUCUGAUGGGCGACAGAAGCCACCACCUCACCUCCUACGUGUCACCUCCAUCCUCUGGGACCACAGUAUGAGCUCCACAACUGCCUGCGGGUGACAGGGACCACCGUGUCACCUCCUGAUGACCUCUGUCGGGACCAGAGUGUGACCUCCAGCUGCCUGUGAGGUGACCAAGACCCACCGUGUCACCUCCUGAUCGCCACCUCUUGUGUGUCGGGGACCACCGUUGGAUCUCCACGGCCAUUUUCAGGUGACGGGGACCCCCGUGUCACCUCCUCAAUGCCAUCUCCGUCUGUUGGGACCGCAGUGUCACCCCCUCCGUGGGCGAAGCGCUCGAUUCUCAUUGACAUCUCUGUGGUUGUGGAGGACCCACAGCAUCCAUGGGUGUUGGGAAUCUCCCCCCCCGAGUGUCCCCACACCAUCCUGGGGGCUCCUGUCCCCUUCCCAUGGGGUGGCACCAUGGGGGUGGGAGAGGGGCGUCCUUUCCCCCCGCCCCGGUGUGCUCCGGGUGCUCCCUUCUUAUCCUUUGGGAUAAAAACAACCAGAAAAAGGUCUGUUCCUGGAACAGGAGCGUGCACACUGUACAGAUAUAUUAUUAAUACUAUUUUUUUUGUAUAAAAUGCUGUAUAGUUCUGUGUAAUUAGUAAAAAGCUGCUGAGGCAG
Molecule: messenger RNA, 2378 nt
Organism: Lagopus leucura (white-tailed ptarmigan)
Lineage: Eukaryota; Metazoa; Chordata; Aves; Galliformes; Phasianidae
Product: dnaJ homolog subfamily B member 1-like
Exons: 2
Coding region: 108-824 (238 amino acids)
Cellular component (GO): cytosol
Molecular function (GO): Hsp70 protein binding; transcription corepressor activity
Source: RefSeq, a predicted model, not a curated record